This is a messenger RNA of Macrobrachium nipponense, 6119 nucleotides long. Its product is annotated as high affinity cGMP-specific 3',5'-cyclic phosphodiesterase 9A-like. The transcript has 16 exons. Lineage: Eukaryota; Metazoa; Arthropoda; Malacostraca; Decapoda; Palaemonidae. Gene Ontology annotation, biological process: cGMP catabolic process; signal transduction. The record is from RefSeq and is a predicted model, not a curated record. Gene Ontology annotation, molecular function: 3',5'-cyclic-GMP phosphodiesterase activity. The coding region runs from base 1115 to 3874 and encodes 919 amino acids.
AUGUGCAAAUCGAUCGCCUUCGGAGGGAGAAAUUCAGUAUCUGCGAGACUGGGUUGUUUACGAGAUUAAAACUCACUUUUUGACAUCGCCGUGACACGCUGAAAUUGCGACUGUUUAUUUGGGAUCUCUUUAGCAAUAGAGAAUAGCUCCUCGUUUCGAAAGAAUCGAGGGCAUUACCCGCUUUGCAUAUGGCGGACGGUCUGCCAACGCCGAGAGGCGAGGCAGUUCCCCCUCGCGCGAGCGAGUGCAUAGUUUUAGCACCUCUUGGAGGGAGGGAGGGCCGCUGGUGUGUGGCAGUGGCCCCUAACCGGCAACCGGUGCCAGACCGACUCGGCCACUUAGUAGUUGAAGAGCAUCGUUGCCGAACGGUGUUGUCGCGUGACCGUGCGUCCUGUGUACACACACACACACACGCACACACACAUAUCUCAGCCAGUUUCCCUGUGCAAGUCGGGAAAGGAAAAAAAGAAAAGUAAAAGGAUUUCUCUUGAGAAGUUAUAGUAGAUCCUUCGUGGAAGAAGUUUUUUUGAGUUUCGAUAGAUAGGUGGUCAUACAUUUAUAUGUGAAAAUAAGGAAGUGGUGUAGUACUACUCGCUCGGCUUCUCAAUGAAUAAUCCUAGUUGAAAGAAAAGAAAGUAGAUCUCUCAUCAUCCUUAUUGCAAGUGACGUGUGAGUGCAUCUGGAGUUGAGCGAUGAUGAUUGCAAGCAUUUCAUAAAGCAUCCCGCAGGAAAAUAAAAAAAAAAAGAAAAGGAAUAUUUAAUUUUUUUUUCUGAAUCGUGUUCCGAAAUUUACAACUUCCUGCUGACGACGCGACUCGCUCCUCGCUGUCCACACAAUUCUUUUAUUCAGAAGGAAGACGGUGUUCAAGGCGUACCUCGGGUGAAGAUCGUGGAAGGCCACACUUGAGGUAAGCGCGCAGAUGCCGGAGGACCUUAUCAUAAAGAAAUAUUAUUUGAACUCGGUGCUUCAUCGCCGGAGAGAGAAGGGGAAGUGCUUAAAGGAGUUAUCAUGGGGAGGAGAUCGUGAACAGUUUAACUUCGCCCUACACCUGACGUCGCUGCUGUUAAGGUGGUGCGGGUAGGUGGGAGGGAGGAGGAGGAGGAGGAUGCCCGGAUGGAAGCCUCAGCCAAGACCAUCUAUUUCAUGGUGGGUUCCAGACUCGAAGUGGCCAAUAUCUCCCCUAAUGUUCGACCUGAUGACGUCAGAGAACUGUUCCGAAAUGCAGCGGAAGCAGGCCCGGGUGAUGUCAUCAAGCUCUAUUCCAGCGAAGGGUGUUUGCUAAACGCCGGCCCCGAUCUGGAAUCGAACACGCCCAACAACCCUUACAAACUGCACGUUGUUGCUACGCCAUGUAACGGCAAUAGAAUCAGCCGUUUGGGGAUAGAUCUGAUGGACUUGGAACAAAGGCUGUCAAAGGUGGAGAGAACGAUCGCUACUCUUAGCACUGAUUUGCCACCCGUCGUGGACGAGCUUCGAAGGGCAGUCGACACAUUCAGGAUGAGGCUGGAGACCACCGAGCAUCUCUCUUGGCUGGGUUUCUACAAGGAGGGGAUUCCAGAGCCGCGGGGGAACUUAGCCAACACCCACCCUUAUUGGCAGCACGUCCAGUACAGGAGAAAAGUCGACGACGAACUCAACAAGGUCUUCACGAAAUUCAGGGAAAUCUGUGAUGCCGUGGUGGAGGAAGACACUCAAAAUCUUCUGAGACUUCCGUCGUUCAACAACUGGGCCUGGGAGGACUGGGAGAUUCUCCUCCUCAUCCAGCACAUGUAUAAUGACCUCGGACUCACGACCAAGUUCGGCAUCGAAACGGAGGUGCUCCGGAACUUUCUCUGUCGGGUGUACCACUGCUACAACCAGGUUCCUUUCCACAACUUCCAGCACGCGUUCUGCGUCUCCCAGAUGAUGUACGGGAUGGUGUGCAAGUGUGACCUGCAGAAGAGGCUGGGUGACCUGGAUGUGCUCAUCCUCAUCACCUCCUGCGUGUGCCAUGACCUUGACCAUCCGGGCUUCAAUAAUAUCUAUCAGAUCAAUGCCAAAACUGAGUUAGCAUUACGGUAUAAUGACAUUUCCCCUCUUGAGAACCACCAUUGUUCAGUGGCCUUCACAGUGCUCGAAAGGAACGAAUGCAACAUUUUUAGAAAUGUGUCAGCAGAGGAUUACAAAAAGAUAAGGGAAGGAAUGAUACGUUGUAUCCUAGCAACAGAUAUGGCUCGCCACAAUGAGAUUCUCUCUGAUUUCCGUGAAAUCAUACCUGAAUUUGAUUUUAGUAACAGAGCCCACGUCAAUCUGUUGUCUAUGGUUCUGAUAAAGGUGGCUGAUAUAAGCAAUGAGGCUCGACCCCUAGAUAUUGCUGAACCUUGGCUGGAAUGUCUCAUGCAGGAAUUCUUCAACCAGAGUGACUUGGAGAAGCUUGAGGGACUUCCAGUGUCACCUUUCAUGGAUCGAGAGAAGGUGACGAAACCUUCGUCGCAGUGCUCCUUCAUUGGUUUUGUCCUGUUGCCUCUCUUUGAAGCACUUGGAAAAGUCUUGCCAGAGUUAGAGGAACUGAUUAUUCAGCCUGUGAAGUUUGCCUUGGACCAUUACCGCAGACUCAACGAAGCUACAAAAAAGGCUUCAGAUGAAAUAGAAAUACCUGAAGUAAUAGAAGAGGAAGAGCAACCAGAGAGACCUACUAGUCAGUUAUCUGUGGAAAAUUCUAAAAGAAUCAUACAAAAAACGGAGAGUUCUCUGAGCUUGAAAAGUCGAGCAUCUUCUCGCGGAUCAUUCUAUCGUUCCAGUACAAUAGACUGUGGAGAAAUGGAUCUGGAAGAUGUUGAUUUGACAGAGACAGAAGUUGAAGUGAGUGAAAGGACUUCCCGCUUUAAAAUCGCCACUGAUGUCCAUAAAUCACAGUCAAGAAGAAACAGUGCAGAACGUCGAAAUAGUGUGGGAGGGAGGUCAAGUUGUGAACGAACUGUUUCCCCCAAAUCUCUCGAGGAUCGUCUUCUUCCACAUGUGGAGGCAGAAGCAGAUGAGGAGAAUUCUGGGAAAAGUGAAAAAGAAUCUUCUCUUUUGUCACGCCUAAAGACAUUCUCAGAGCGCUUAUCUUCCAGUGACAGGGAUAAAAGCGCAAAUGGCUCUGCACCUUUUGGGAAAGGAAGCACAAGGUAUAAGCAAGGGACUAUUCAGGGGGUGCUCAAACGAAGUAGAAGUAAGUCAGAACCUGAUAAGGGUCGUUCUAAUAGAACGUUUCAUUUAUCAAGGCCUAGAAUUAGUUUUGGAAUCAGUACUCAGAAACCACAAAGUGAAGAAAACAUGUUGAGUGUUGGUGAAAAACAAUCACCCAAGGGAAAAUGCAGAGGUGCUGCUACAAGUGACAUAAUCUCUCCACUGGAAAUCAAAACUUCUACCUCUUUCGAACUCUUGGAACCAAAGAGAAAGCAGUUCAUGUGCUCUGAUGCUCAGCCAUCACCUACGCUGUCUGAAAAAAGUGCAUUAUCUUCCUCUAACUCAAUCCUCAAGCACAAAGGGUUCAGUCUCUCGCUAGACGUUCUUCCACGAAAAAAUGGUCGCUCAAGAAAAUCGGGCCGAGGAGACAUAACCACUCCAGAAAACACUCCAUCUGGUUCUCAGGAUGACCUUCUUACGGACAGCGUAGAGGCAAAGCCAGAUAGUUCCACGAAACAAAACCAACAACCCAUGCUCAACAGAACGAAAGGCUUUAAGCCUUUAGUUUACCUUGAAUCUCCUAAAAUCAUUAAAAAGAAAAAUGAAUCAGCAAGGUCUCUCAUUUUCAAAUCAUUUUCGUUCAGAAAAAAAUCUCCUGCUAAAGAUGACGGACUGAAGCACAAAAAUAGUGACUCCCAAGGUACAAGUGAAGAUAAGUUAUGACGUGUAGUAACUUGUUCAUGCAUUUGAAAGUUUAUUUAAGUACUACAUUUUCUUUUCUUUUUUUAUUUUUGUGUUGCCACUGGGAAGUUGUAUCAUAGUACAUAUCAAGACCUCUUAUGUUUAUGGUUGAGUGAGUCUUCCACAGUGAAACAUUUUUUGAGAAAAAGUACUUAAAUAUGCAUUCAGAUCCUUGGAAGAUAUAUAUUGAUAUUAAUUGCCUCGGUAAUAUUUACUGAGAAGAUUGGCCAUUCAAGCUCAUAUGUGAGACAUCUUACUCUGUAGGAGCUGAUUUUGCCACUCAUACCUCAGGAAUUUAUGUUGCAUUUUAAAGGUACAGCCUUGCUGUAGUUGAUGUAUUAUUUGGAUGAGUAUACAUCAAGUAUGUACAAAGUAUUGUUGCUGUAUUUUCAGAAUGCACUCUUAGUAAAUCAUGACUAUCAAAUGUAUUCCAAGAUAUAGAAAAAAUAAAGGUUUUUAUUUUUUAGUUAAAACUUGUCAACAAAAGCUGAUGGUCUGUGCAGUCAAUCUGUCUGGCUAUUAAUUGUGAGAAACAAGUGUAAAGCAUACAGCCAUGACUCCCAUAAAUGAGACCAUGCCAUUUUACUGUAGCUAGGACCUACGUUUACCUAUGAAUGUGCCAAAAAAGUAUCAUAACUACCUAAUAUUUAUCAGUAUUUUUCCAAAACUUUUGGAUGCAUUGUACGUUGUAUAUGUGGAUAUGAUACUAGAGUAGGAGGGUUUUUGUAAGUACCUUCAUAAAGAAUCCUCUGGAAUCAGGACCUAUGUGUUAGUAAACCUAGAUUUUUUCCAGCAUGUUAUCAUUCAUAUUGAAAUUUGAAGAUGAUAUUUUUAUCAAAGCAAAAUGUAAAUAACCCAGAUAAAUCUUGUUUUACAAUACUUUAUUUUCUGUACCAAAGAUUAAAUGAGGCUGACUUUCUUGUCUUGUGUUGUGAAUGGAAACCACCACAGGAUUUAGUGUUACCUGUUACGUAGAUGCUUUGCUGGUAUGAAAUUAGAAAAUGUAAUAAGCUGUACAGGAUGUUGUCACGACAUAAGAAAAAAAAAACAAUUGCGUUGGGCGGAAAUUAAUACCUAAUACUGUACCAACAUACUGUAAGCUGAAUGUCACUACCAAACCUUUAAAAUUAGUACAGUUAAUAUGUUGUGCCAGAAUGCUUAAGACUGAUCCCUUAUGAUAACUUCUGCUUCAGUAUAUACUGUUUUUGAAAAUAUAGUUGCUUUGCAUCCUAAAGAUGAAGAUUCAAAGUAAUGUUUUGUAAAGCAAUUGGAAGAUGGCCAUAUUACACACAGACAAACGAAUAUUUAAGCAUACGAGCUGUAAAAAUUACAAGCUGUAAUUUCCAUGCAUAUGCUAUGUAGAACAGAGUACACAUGCACUUGCUCAAUGAUCCUUGCUCGGCCACAGCAUUCACUCAUAGCAUAAAAAAGCAAACUGUGAUUUCCAAGCAUAAAAAAAAAAUUCUACUGUUUUCCCUUUAAAGAGUAAUGGUUGUUUUAACUUAAUGUAUGACUAAUAUACUAGUCACAUUCUAGGUUGUAUAGACUGUUCCUUUUUAUGUUUUGGAUUGAAAUUGCCAUCACUGAAAGUUUAUCUAUAUGUGUAAGUGUAUAGUAUAUAAGAAUACUCAAGAUAGUUACUGAACUGUUAUUUGUAGUAAUUUAAUUAAUGUUCUGUUGAAGGAUAGCAUUUUGUUGCAGAGAUGAAUGUUUGCUUUAAAGAAGUUCUUAUGUGUCAUGAAGAGAAUGUACACAAUUCCUUCUAGCUAUGCUGCAAAAUAGCAGAAACCAUUUCAGAAUGUAGAAAUGUUGAGUAAGUCUCCUGUGGUGUCCUAUCAUAAUACAAUGAAUAUACUGAGCCCUUGACUUGUAAGCGAACUAGCUAAGGCCUUUGCUAAUCAUAGCUCGAAUUUGUACACUAUUGCUGCCUGAAACUGACAUAACUUAAAAUAACACGCCACAGAGCUGCCUAUAAAUACUGCAUUUGUAAGUUCACACCAACGUGGAAUGUAUUGUCAAUAUGAGUUGCAGUUCAAAUUAUACAUUGGUUUCAAAAGGUUGUGCUAAAAAUGUUAAGACUGUGAUAAAAGGCAAAAACAAUGAAAUAGCAAGUCCUUAGCUAGAAAAAAAAAUUGGCAAGAAAUUAAGUCUCACUAUUUUCUAUGACUAAAAUGUACCCUUAUAUAUUGUACAGCUGUGUAAAGAAUAUAUAAUUUAUGUUUUCUUA